Triticum aestivum (bread wheat) is the source of this 755-nucleotide messenger RNA. Its product is annotated as DNA-directed RNA polymerases II, IV and V subunit 11. Bases 192 to 554 code for a protein of 120 amino acids. Gene Ontology annotation, biological process: transcription by RNA polymerase II. Gene Ontology annotation, cellular component: RNA polymerase II, core complex. Lineage: Eukaryota; Viridiplantae; Streptophyta; Magnoliopsida; Poales; Poaceae. Gene Ontology annotation, molecular function: protein dimerization activity; DNA binding. The record is from RefSeq and is a predicted model, not a curated record. The transcript is spliced from 6 exons.
AACCUAAAAAAAGAGAAGAAAAAUAAAGCUCCCCGCUAGUUUCUCACUCGGAAAAAAAGAGAGCCCCCGCUAGUACUACUCUCUAACCUUACCCAGACCGCCGCAGGUCUUCAUCGUCUUCCUCGGAACGCCGCCGCCGAAGUGCGCCUCGAGUAAUUUCAGAGGAAGGAGGAGCCAAGUGUUGAUCGGAGAUGAAUGCCCCUGACCGCUAUGAGCGCUUCGUCGUGCCUGAGGGCACGAAGAAGGUAUCAUUUGAGAAGGAUACAAAGAUCAUGAAUGCUGCAUCUUUCACUAUUGAACGUGAGGACCACACCAUCGGGAACAUCCUCCGCAUGCAGCUGCACAGGGACCCAAAUGUUCACUUUGCUGGCUAUAAGCUCCCUCACCCCCUUCAGUACAAGAUCAUUGUUAGGAUCCAUACUGCAAGCCAAUCCUCCCCAACUCAGGCAUAUACCCAGGCAAUCAAUGAUCUAGACAAGGAGCUUGAGAACCUGAAGCAAGCUUUUGAGGAUGAGAAGACCCGAUUCGAGGAAAGGAUGAAGCAGGGCUACUAGGCCAAGGGUGUUCUGGAUGCUGACGUGAAACCUUCCUUGCUAGUAAUUAUAUCUGAUGUCUGAACUGCGGUAGAAAAAAAAUUACUCAAGGAUUGUCGAUGAUCCUCUGAACUCGUAGAACCUCUUCAUGUGCGGAUUGCGUAUGAUUGCACGGUUGUUAAACAUGUGUUGGCACUUGAUAAGCCUGCUAGUUGAAUUGCU